Cantharellus anzutake is the source of this 2260-nucleotide messenger RNA. Its product is annotated as Septin-domain-containing protein. Gene Ontology annotation, molecular function: molecular adaptor activity; GTPase activity; GTP binding. The coding region runs from base 414 to 2000 and encodes 528 amino acids. The record is from RefSeq and is a predicted model, not a curated record. The transcript is spliced from 7 exons. Gene Ontology annotation, biological process: cytoskeleton-dependent cytokinesis. Gene Ontology annotation, cellular component: septin complex; cytosol; septin ring. Lineage: Eukaryota; Fungi; Basidiomycota; Agaricomycetes; Cantharellales; Hydnaceae.
CUUCAACACUUUGAGACACAUUGGCCGUGGGCAGUUCGCGGGGGCGAUUUAUAGUAAUCCGCCUUCAGUUUGUCUCGAUUGCAUAAGCCCAUGGCCGCUCGGGGGCAUGGUAAAUUGCAUCCGGUUGCCAAAUAACCCUGAUUUGGGAAGUACAUAUUGAAGGGCUUUCAUCCUUUGCGACGCCUCUUCUAAACGUUCAUUGCACGCUCUCUUCGUUUAAAACAUCCAUCAUACUCAUUUCUCAACCAGACUAGGUCGCGCGAGAUUGUGUGCACCGCACGCCCCGCUCGUGAAACGCGGGCAUAUAUUGGAACCUCGAUCUCUCGUAGUUCUUCUUACGGCGACCUUUGAUCUUUUCUUAAUUUGCCAACUCACACAUUCCACACCUGCCAACCACGUAACACGUUUCCUCAAUGGUGCUCGGCCUGACGCUUGGAAAAUCUAAACGAAAACACUCUGUCAAUGAGGAGCCUGAGCCUGUACACCUCAGAGCUUCCCCAUCCCUCCCUGAGCUCAAUCCCACUGCCGUCUCCUGGCCUUCGAACCUUGUCACCGAUACUAACUUCAACCUUGACGAUGCCACCUCCAAGCAGAAUGGGAAUGUGAGAGCGUCUCUCUCCCGACAAAGCAGUGGCCGAACGAUCUCGUUCAGCAAGCCUUUCAAAAGGUUCUCGGUCUCAACGACUAUUGGGGAUGCAAGAGAGAAGAAAGACAGUAUGGGGUCUUCAUACCCUCCUUCUGCAUUUGAACGUGCUGCAGGUAUUAUUGGUAGCCCAUUACGUUCCAAGAGACGGCCGCAAAACAUCGUCCCUAAUUUCAACAUCAUGAUUGUCGGAACUGUCGGAAGCGGGAAGACCAGUUUGAUGCGUUUACUUCUUGGAACGAGCAACAUCUCGAAGGGUGCUACGCCCGAACAGCGAGCUAAAGUUGAACAGAUCCUCCAGAAUCCGUCUCUAUCGCAUGACUCGGCUGUGAAUUCUGCUUCGGUUGAGAUCGAAGAAGGCGCGGAGCGUCUAAUUUUAACUUUGCUUGAUACUCCUGGUUUCCACCACAACGAAUUAGACUUGGAACGAGCCAUCACAACUCUGGUUCGGAUGGUCGGGGCGAGAUAUGAUGAGACGCUCAACGAAGAGAGUAAAGUUGUACGACAGAGCGGCAAGGGGGAUCAUCACAUUCAUUUAUGUCUAUACCUUAUUUCACCCACAUCGCUGAGGGAAUAUGGAGACAGUCAUCUCAAGCUUGACAAGGCCGAUAUCACAGCUGUCCAACGGCUUUCUGAACGUGUCAACGUUCUUCCCAUUCUCACCAAAGCAGAUACCAUGACGGACGAACGGAUGGCACUGGUGAAGGCAGCCGUGAAUCGGGACCUCCGAGCGGCAGGCCUCCCUAUAACGCUUUUGGGUUCCACAGAUGUCGAACCUUCGGAUGCUAUGGAGAUAGAUUUGCAGGAGGAUGCUGAGUACCAAGAUGAGAAUGAGCCCGUGCCUGCUGAGCCAACUCCUCACGUCGUACGGAUACGCCCGACCUCCGCAUACAUCAAGGCUAAACGCCGGCGUACUUUCAGUCAGCGUUCAAGAUCUCGUGCGCGGGCAGCGUUGACCGAUGAGGAUCUCGAAUUGUUCGGAGAUUCUGGCACUGGUUUGUUUACCAUGAAUGAUUUGCGAAAUGCCCUUCCCUUCGCCGUCAUGUCGCCCAACAAGCUGCCUACUGCCUUGGGCUCUUUUUUGUACAAGGAUGCGCCUGAUGGUGGACUCUUUCCUCCAAGCUACGUGGAAGCGCUGUCCCAGAAUAGGGGACAAUUCACGCGGAAAUACCGAUGGGGCCCAGCUGAUGUACUUGAUCCACAACACUGUGACUAUCUUGCGCUUCGGCAUUCUAUAUUAGGUGUUCGGAUGAAGAUGUUGAAACGGACCACCCGCGAAGUGUUGUAUGAGAAGUAUCGCACAGAACAACUUCUUGCCCGACGACGAUCAAUGAAGACCAACACCGAGAUGUUGUAGCUAGCGUGUGUCUUCGUGCUCCAUUUUAGACCUGAUGACGAUGUCUAGGCCACGGCACAUCAAACCUUUCAACCAUUUCACAAUAAUAGGGAGUUUUCUUGUCUUGCUUUAUACUCUCCUCAACUGGAAUCUGGGAAAUUAUUAUAUUCUUGCUUAUUUCAGCCUCGGUACCUCACUCCUCUCCUUUAUCUGUCGCCCAAUUCACUCAUUUUGCUUUCAUCUCGUGUUCGCCGGUCAUCGAGUGGCAUGGCCCCUUCACC